Messenger RNA from Oryza sativa Japonica Group (Japanese rice), 964 nucleotides. Its product is annotated as NEDD8-conjugating enzyme Ubc12. Lineage: Eukaryota; Viridiplantae; Streptophyta; Magnoliopsida; Poales; Poaceae. The record is from RefSeq and is a predicted model, not a curated record.
ACAGCCCAAAAGGCCCAAACUCUCUCUCUCUCCCGCAAACAGCACAAAAAGGCAGCAGCUUUGCUCUGCUCGGGUGUUCCGCCGCCACCGCCGCCGCCGACGAAUCACUCCGGCGGGCUCUUCCCUCCUCCUCGUCGUCGUCCACCGGCGACCGGCGCUUCGUACGAAGAUGUUGAACCUCUUUAAGAUAAAGGGACAGAAGAAGGAAGAGGCGGCAAAUACAAAUGGGAGACCUCCUGCUAAGAAGCAAAGUCCAGGAGAAUUACGUCUCCAUAAAGACAUUGCUGAGCUUAAUCUUCCAAAGAAAACCAACAUUACUUUUCCUAAUGGAAAGGAUGAUCUGAUGAACAUUGAGAUUACUCUUCGGCCUGACGAAGGAUACUAUGUGGGUGGAGCUUUUGUUUUCACUUUACAAGUUCCUCCUACUUACCCUCACGAGCCGCCCAAGGUCAAGUGCACGACUAAGGUUUAUCACCCUAAUAUUGACUUGGACGGAAAUGUCUGCCUGAAUAUCCUGCGUGAAGACUGGAAGCCUGUCUUGAAUAUCAAUACCAUUGUAUAUGGUUUGAACCUUCUUUUCAUUCAACCCAAUGACGAGGAUCCCUUGAACCAUGAUGCUGCGGCUGUCCUCCGAGAUGACCCACAAAAGUUCCGGAGGAAUGUUCAGACGGCGAUGUCGGGAGGCUAUGUCGACAGGGUGCAUUUUCCAAGGUGUAAGUAAAGGUGUGUGUUUGCUGGUGCUCUGUGGCUGGCUUCUGCCCACCUUACUCCUGAAUACCGUUCUGCAAUCUGAACAAUGUGACUUGCCCAAGAAAUGACAUAUUUGUGUUACAUUUGAGUAUGAAUGAUGCUUGGUUGAAAUGUACUGGAAUCAUGUAAGCGCAACGAUGUUUAAACUGAAAUGUCAAAUGAUGUUUGGAACUUGGCAAUCGUAAGUGUGAAAGUGAACUAUCUUUGACAGUUA